Molecule: messenger RNA, 3385 nt
Organism: Haliotis rufescens (red abalone)
Lineage: Eukaryota; Metazoa; Mollusca; Gastropoda; Lepetellida; Haliotidae
Product: beta-porphyranase A-like
Exons: 3
Coding region: 1818-2591 (257 amino acids)
Source: RefSeq, a predicted model, not a curated record
CCAAGGUGAAUUCGGGUAAUCUUUUUACGUGAAACACGCAUGUUAUUACCUUCUCUAUAUAUGUCAGAUUGCCAAGGACAUUGUUGAUGUUUAACGCCGCGCUCAGCAGUAUUCCAGCUGUAUGACGGUGGUUGUCAAGGACGUACAUGUAUAUCAAUGAAUCGAGCUUCUGUGGGCAAAGUGAGUGAAAGACAAUCGGCAAGCACUUGGUAUCAUAGAAUAAGAGAUUAGUGGUUGGUCUACCAGGACAGCUGUUUUCUAUACAUGUGGGUUUCUAUAUAUACAGCCUGCAACCGUCCACCAAUAUGCACUCUUAAGAAAGGUAAAGUAUCAUGAACUUUACACGUUAAUGCCAAGUAUAAGAUCAAAGAUAACUGUUGACGACAGUCAUCCUGUGCAAGAACGUUUAUGUCUGGAAAACUUAACACCAAAACACAUCCUAUAGUUUGCACGUGCCUCACACGUGCGUUUGGUGUCAUUCCUUAUUUUCACAUUUCCAGGGAAGAUUGAUUAAUUAAUGUGUUAGACAUUAUUCCUGGCGGUGGAUCGGUUACAUUUUAGGUUCGCAUAACGAACCCAACUCCAUAUUGUCCUAGGAAGGGUCACUGGACAGAACUAUCGGAACAGCACAUCCAUAGAAUGUCUUUGUCAGCAAUGAGCCCAGACCUUGCCCCCAUCGAGGACGUCUGGGACAUGAUAGAGAGACAUGUGCAUCAACGUCAUAGGCCGACGACCACGUUGGCUGAACUAGGCCAGGCGCUGCAAGAGGAGUGGGACAGACUCCUUCAAAUCGACAUUGGGAGACUAAUACGCAGUAUACCUCGUCGAGAGAAUGACUGUUUGACAAAUCUUGUUGGUAUUACGCACUACCGAUCCAAAAACGUCAACUUUGAAAAGUCCAAUCUUACCCUCAUCGUCCUUCAAGAUCGUUGGCGGUCAGGCCAUUUACUGUCAUACUUCACAACCAUUUGUAAUGUGUUGAUUCGUUUAUAACAAUCAUACAACUAUUACCAGAAACUAAUAUCCUUUACAUUUUGGAACUUUUAAGUUAUUUUCGAGUAACUUUUUUGGAAGAGUAUAUUAUCAUGAUCGGCUUAUUUGUAACUGCUGAUGUUCUAGGGGACUUAAUGACAGGUUUCUCCUUGUGCCUUUCAAAUAUUACGAUUUAUCUACAAAGUGGUUCUUUUGAAACGGCAUUUUCCUUACCUUGAUUAAUUAUUGAGACUAAAUCUACGUCAAUGGUGUCAGUGUAGUCUGCUUUCAUGUUUUAAUUUCGUAGCUGCACGUUUAUGUGAACAACUUCAUGAAGAUAGGAGAUAUCCACUCAGCAAUAACUGUCGGGGUGCGGGGGAACUGGCGUGGCAAAGUGCAUAAAGAAAUAGAGCUUACAAAUAAGUAGAUAGCCCAGGCAAUGUCAUAUUUACAAUCAAAUCAUUAAAUUGUGAUUUUUUCAGAGCAAGAAGUGGACACUGAUAUUUUUCCCGUUGAGUCUAACAACAGGCGGUGUAUACAGCAACACAACCGUGACGAUCUACCCGGAGUGGCUGACACAGGGACACAGCGUUCACUAGCACAGUAAUCGGUGGAACAAGCACAACGGUCUUGAUCAAGAAUCUCUCAUUCCCAACUGUCGGAGCCUUCGAACCGACAGCGGGCGCUGGAUAAACAGAGAUCUUAACGGUGGUCUCUUUCAAGAUUGGCCAGAGGACCCAAACCAUAGUGGCUACCCUGAUCCCAACUACUUGAAGAACGGCACCAAGCAGCAGGAACUGUUCUCCCAGUACCUUGCUAACAUUAACAGUGGUUACGAGAACGACAUGAUCAUGAUGUCUACUGGUGUUUCUUACCCGAGUUGGAUAAACAAGUCCGAACAUGCAGGACAGUUCCCCAACAACGUCGAUGCCGCUGCUGAAUUCAUGAUGUUGAUGGUGCAAGGAGUUUAUGACUACACCAAAGGAGAGAUACCAUCCUACUUCGAGCCCAUAAAUGAACCAGACUCUCAGAGUGACAUCUUGAAUUUCACAACUGUUGCCAUCUUCCACAAAUUAGUAGCAGAGAAACUCCAUGCAAUGUUUAACAUCAAAGUGGCUGGCCCUACACUCGACGGAUAUACCGAGUUUGCAGACAAAGACAAUUUUUUGUACUGGAAAAAAGUGGCACAUUUCAUGGACAUCACUCUGGACUCAUUGGACGCGUUUUCGUUCCAUUCAUACAACUCACUUGUUGUGUAUGGGAAAUCGCACAACCUGACUGGUAUGAAUGAAUCACGUUUGGCAGCAUUUGUUGAUCUAGUUGAAAAUUAUUCCUAUCUGAAAACAGGGAAGAUUAUCCCACUUGUUGUCAGUGAAUAUGGUCGCGAUAUUGUGAUAGGAAUUGACAAAUUUGCUCCAUCAGGUAUAGUAGAUUUUGCAACAAUAUACCAUUCAAAUGCCCACCGAUUUACCCAACUAAGUCUCAGGGAAUACAUUGACAGAACAGUGGUGUUUCUUUUAGCCAAUGAGAAAUAUCCAGGACAUGAUAGUCUCAACUGGUCACUUUUCACUCUUAAAGGAAACGCUACACGUAUUGUCGACGUCUUUGAUUUUUGGUAAAAUUUCACAUCAGACUACUAUUUCGUCAGAACUACCAGUCAAUAUAAUGGUGAGGAACGAACAGUGUCUCCCUUAGCAAUGUCCAGUCCCCUGCAUAACGAAACGGCCAUUCUCCUCCACAGCUAUUCUCAGAAGUCACAGAAUGUUAAGUUAGUUUUUCAAGACGACUUGAUCAAACCAACUACUGGAGAAGCUACCUGCAUCACCAUCAAGGACGACUGGUACCCAGUCAUCACCUUCAACGAACCCUUCGACAGCCAGAAGACCCAAGGAAUGGUUGAACUGCCUCCUGAAGCAACAUGUCAGUUUAAAUUCAAGACCCCAUCAGAAAAAUUACCUUCAAUGACUAUCAACGAAACCACAUACUACGGAGCUGAUAUGUUUAUACAAAUCAAGGAGAACAUUACCGAGACCACAAUAUCUCUCCCAAAUGAAGAAUUCCACAUUGCAAGAUUGCGAAUUUCGAGCAGUCGGCCUGCCAAUGUAACAAACAACCUCUCAUCGGUCACCUUUAACCUCACACCUCUUCAUGCCAGCUAUAAGCUGUAUGAUUCUGACAAGUUUGGCGUCGACACUUACUGGGACGUUUGGGAGGUUGUUGUUCCUACCUAUUUGUUAGCCACAACAUAUAACCUGGUCCGAGUUUACUUCUCCAACAUCGAGGCAGAGGGAUACAUUUCUUCAGUUGCCCUUAUCACAGCCAAACUUGUGCCCUCAGACAUAAAAUAAUUAUCAUAAUUCUGAAACAGAACAUUAUUUAUGUGAAUAAAACAAGAAUAACUUAUGUUCGAAUA